Messenger RNA from Hyposmocoma kahamanoa, 727 nucleotides. RefSeq lists its product as uncharacterized. NCBI's taxonomy places the organism in Eukaryota, Metazoa, Arthropoda, Insecta, Lepidoptera, Cosmopterigidae. The annotation marks the transcript as partial. The record is from RefSeq and is a predicted model, not a curated record. The transcript has a single exon.
AUGUACCCUACGGAUUUGAAACAUGGACCUUUAAAGCUACCGUUUGUGAAAAAUUUGGACCACAACAUUAUGUUGAAGACUAUACAAAAUCUUUACUAUAAUAAGUCGACUCCAAAUUUUAAUAUGACGUCGCCGUUUUUAGUGGACAAUAUUUUGCACCAGCAAAAAAACGUGAACUUCCACAAUCAGUACAUAAACCAGCAAAUAGAAAAUUACGUAUUACAACGUCAAAAUUACACAUCAAGGGAAAAUUCACCUGAAACUGAAGAAAAAAUGGCCGACAACGAAGAAGAACAACGGAACGAAGAGGUUGAAGAACCGAAAAUCGAAAACGACGAUGAUUCAAAAAGCAACGAAGAGUUUAAUAACGUUAAAAAAGAAAGUUAUUACAGUAACGACUAUUACAGAAAUGUCGAAGACAAUCGUCAAGACAAAGAAGUAUUAAACAUUCCAAGUUUAAAUCGUUGUCAAACGUGUGGUGCGUUCGAUUGCCCCCCAUUUGCUUGUAAAAAAUCUGGCAUAAGGAGAUUAGAGGAAUUAGAAAAGAGGUUCAAUCUCACUUAUCAAGAAAACUCAGGAGACGAGGACAUAAGAGAGGGAAAGACGUACACAGAGGACAUUGUAAGGAAUUGUGAGGAGUACAAUAACGAACCGAAGAAGCCCUUAUUGAAGUUUAGUGUUAGUGCCAUUUUGGGAGAUCGGGAAGAGAAAAGCAGUAAUGUUAAUG